Messenger RNA from Phytophthora nicotianae INRA-310, 183 nucleotides. RefSeq lists its product as hypothetical. NCBI's taxonomy places the organism in Eukaryota, Oomycota, Peronosporomycetes, Peronosporales, Peronosporaceae. The transcript is spliced from 3 exons. The coding region runs from base 1 to 183 and encodes 60 amino acids. The record is from RefSeq and is a predicted model, not a curated record.
AUGCAGCCUACCAAGUUCGACAACGCUGAGUGCGCCAAGUUGCAACGCGAGUCGCUCAACUGCCUCAUCAAUAAUGAAGACAAUAAGAACGCGUGCCAACCCUUCUUCGACCGAUACAAACAAUGCCUGAAAGACCGUCGCGAGCGUGAGAUUGCGGAACGCAAGGCGCGUCUUCGAGGAUAA